Molecule: messenger RNA, 1620 nt
Organism: Etheostoma spectabile (orangethroat darter)
Lineage: Eukaryota; Metazoa; Chordata; Actinopteri; Perciformes; Percidae
Gene: sh3glb1a
Product: SH3-domain GRB2-like endophilin B1a
Exons: 9
Coding region: 209-1306 (365 amino acids)
Biological process (GO): membrane organization
Cellular component (GO): cytoplasm; membrane
Molecular function (GO): protein binding
Source: RefSeq, a predicted model, not a curated record
GCCUGCGCGAGAUUUUCCUCACAGCUGUCAGCAUCAGAAACGGGUGGAGACGUGAACUAUCUUGUCCUGUAUACCGUCUUUGUCAGGCUCAACAGCUGGGUGGAACUCCGACAAAAAAGUUGCUUCAAUGACAUUUUAUAUAGGGAUGGCAGCUUGACUGUGAGACAAGCAAAUUGUUGUAUAAAGUGUUUAUUUCCCCCGCGGUGCCAUGGAUUUUAAUGUUAAGCGGUUAGCUGCAGAUGCGGGUACUUUCCUGAGCCGCGCUGUGCAAUUUACAGAAGAGAAACUUGGCCAGGCUGAAAAGACAGAGUUGGAUGCCCAUUUGGAGAACCUAUUGGUCAGAGCUGAGAACACCAAGCAAUGGACAGAAAGGAUUAUGAAGCAGACAGAAGUCUUAUUACAGCCCAACCCAAAUGUCCGGCUAGAAGAAUUUGUGUACGAGAAACUGGAGAAAAAAGCCCCAACGCGAAUGAACAACCAUGAGCUGCUGGGCCAGUCUAUGAUCGAGUCAGGAAGUGAAUUUGGUCCUGGCACAGCCUACGGAAAUGCUUUGAUAAAAUGUGGUGAGACGGAGAAGCAGAUUGGUGGGGCAGAGCGGGAGUUAAUCCAAAGUGCUGCCAUCAACUUCCUGACACCUUUCCGAAACUUCCUAGAGGGCGACUUCAAAACCAUCCUGAAAGAAAGGAAGCUACUGCAGGUCAAACGUUUGGAUUUGGAUGCAGCCAAAACCAGGCUAAAGAAAGCCAGGAUGACUGAUGCUAGAGCUGCAGCAGAGCAGGAGUUGAGGAUGACCCAGAGUGAGUUUGACCGGCAGGCAGAGAUCACCCGCCUGCUGCUAGAAGGCGUCAGCAGCACCCACGCACACCACCUACGCUGCUUGAAUGACUUUGUGGAGGCCCAGGCUACAUACUACGCACAGUGUUACCAGUACAUGGUGGAUCUCCAAAAGCAGCUGGGCAGUUUCCCCUCGUCAUUCUCCAACAACAACCAGUCGUCGGUGUCGGGCGGAGCCAGCAGCAUCUCCGUGCCCACCAUCCCGGUGUCGGCCUCCCUGCCCAGUGUGUCUGCGGGCCACGGCAGCUCGACGGCAUCGGGCGGAUUCAGUGAAUUGCGCAGCUCCAACGGCAGCCGCAAAGCCCGCGUGCUUUACGACUACGAUGCAGCCAGCAGCAGCGAGCUUUCCCUGCUGGCUGAUGAGGUGAUCACAGUGAGCAGCGUCCCUGGCAUGGACUCAGACUGGCUGAUGGGCGAGCGAGGCAACCAGAAGGGCAAAGUGCCCAUCACUUACCUGGAGCUGCUUAACUGAGGCCCACAACCCCCCAUUUUCGAGCCCUCUGUAACCAGCUGUGAUGUCAUAUUUAUAUUGUGUUGCAGGGACUGGCCUCACUUCCUCUUCCAUUCAGUCAUUUUAGAGUGAGUUGUAUUUCUAUGAAAAGGAGUCUCAGUUUUAGCAGACUUGCGCCGGAUUGAACAAAUCUGAGUGAUAGGAAAGGAAAAUGGACCACAAUCCCUAACAUGUUUGUAUGCAACUGCAGUACAUUUCUAAAACCUGCUUCCCUGCCUUUGUGUUUGAUGCCAAGCAAUCUGCAACAUGUGCCUGAACAUCUCCCAAACUGUAAC